This is a messenger RNA of Arachis stenosperma, 501 nucleotides long. Its product is annotated as oleosin Ara h 15.0101. NCBI's taxonomy places the organism in Eukaryota, Viridiplantae, Streptophyta, Magnoliopsida, Fabales, Fabaceae. Bases 1 to 501 code for a protein of 166 amino acids. The record is from RefSeq and is a predicted model, not a curated record. The transcript has a single exon. Gene Ontology annotation, biological process: lipid storage. Gene Ontology annotation, cellular component: membrane; monolayer-surrounded lipid storage body.
AUGUCUGAUCAAACAAGGACAGGCUAUGGAGGAGGAGGGUCCUAUGGAUCAUCCUAUGGUGGAGGAGGCACCUAUGGUUCAUCUUAUGGAACCUCCUAUGACCCCAGUACUAACCAACCUAUACGCCAAGCCAUCAAGUUCAUGACAGCAUCAACCAUUGGUGUCUCAUUCUUGAUCCUGUCUGGGUUGAUCCUCACUGGAACUGUCAUAGGUUUGAUCAUUGCAACACCACUUCUUGUUAUCUUCAGUCCUAUCCUUGUCCCUGCUGCCAUAACCCUUGCACUGGCUGCUGGUGGAUUUUUGUUCUCUGGUGGCUGUGGUGUUGCUGCCAUUGCUGCAUUGUCAUGGUUGUACAGCUAUGUCACUGGGAAACACCCUGCUGGCUCUGAUAGGCUUGAUUAUGCUAAAGGGGUGAUUGCUGAUAAGGCUAGGGAUGUUAAGGACAGGGCCAAGGAUUAUGCUGGUGCUGGUAGGGCUCAGGAGGGCACACAAGGGUAUUGA